UCCUACAUACAUAGGAUAUAAUUUCAGGUCACUAAAGAAUUCAAGCCUCACUCCUUUACUGAAAUUCACUUAUUCAGCUCCCGAUUUUAUACUACUAAAUCAGAAACAAUGACAUCUUUUUCUUGCUCUUCAAAUGUUUCUGUCACUCUCCUAAUCUCUGUUUGUGUUAGUGCUUCGAUAAUUGCAUCUGCUGGCAACUUUUACCAAGACUUUGAUAUUACAUGGGGAGAUGGUCGUGCUCAGAUACUCAACAAUGGGGAACUUCUUACCCUUUCCCUUGAUAAAGCCUCAGGGUCAGGUUUCCAAUCUAAAAAUGAGUUUUUGUUUGGGAAGAUAGGUAUGCAACUCAAGCUUGUCCCUGGAAAUUCUGCAGGCACUGUCACCGCAUAUUACUUGCGCUCUGAGGGGUCUGCCUGGGAUGAAAUAGACUUUGAAUUCUUAGGCAAUUUAAGCGGUGAUCCUUACAUUCUUCACACAAAUGUAUUCAGCCUAGGCAAAGGUGACAGAGAGCAACAGUUCUACCUCUGGUUUGAUCCUACGGCUGAUUUUCACACCUAUUCUAUCCUCUGGAAUCCCCAACGCAUCAUCUUCUCUGUAGAUGGCACUCCCAUCAGAGAGUUCAAGAACUUGGAAUCAAUGGGUGUCCCAUUCCCAAAGAACCAGCCCAUGAGGAUACAAUCCAGUCUCUGGAACGCCGAUGACUGGGCUACAAGAGGUGGUCUAGUCAAGACUGAUUGGAGCCAAGCUCCCUUCACUGCCACCUAUAGAAACUUCAGUGCUGAUGCUUGCAUCCGGUCUUCAGGACAAUCAUCAGUUUGCAAUUCAAAUUCUCCUGCAGCAAACAAUAACAAUGCUUGGCUCUCGGAAGAACUGGACUCCACCGCCCAAGAGAGGCUCAAGUGGGUGCAGAAGAAUUACAUGAUCUACAAUUACUGCUCAGACACAAAGCGAUUUCCCCAAGGCCUCCCACCAGAAUGUGCUGCCAAUAACACAUCUUAAAUGGAGCAUAACAAAUAGCCACUACUCCAUCAUCCUUCCAUUCUCUUAUUUUCAGAAGUAAUUCUUUUAAUUUGUGAUUUUUACGCGAUAGUAACAGAAAAAUAGAUUUUUUUUUGGGUGUUGUAAUAAAGAACAUAAUCUACAAAUAAACAGGAAUUUUGUUUUUCC
Molecule: messenger RNA, 1167 nt
Organism: Theobroma cacao (cacao)
Lineage: Eukaryota; Viridiplantae; Streptophyta; Magnoliopsida; Malvales; Malvaceae
Product: putative xyloglucan endotransglucosylase/hydrolase protein 23
Biological process (GO): xyloglucan metabolic process; cell wall biogenesis
Cellular component (GO): cell wall; apoplast
Molecular function (GO): xyloglucan:xyloglucosyl transferase activity; hydrolase activity, hydrolyzing O-glycosyl compounds
Source: RefSeq, a predicted model, not a curated record